Messenger RNA from Sphaerulina musiva SO2202, 3179 nucleotides. RefSeq lists its product as uncharacterized. Gene Ontology annotation, cellular component: ERMES complex. NCBI's taxonomy places the organism in Eukaryota, Fungi, Ascomycota, Dothideomycetes, Mycosphaerellales, Mycosphaerellaceae. The record is from RefSeq and is a predicted model, not a curated record. The transcript is spliced from 3 exons. Bases 66 to 1262 code for a protein of 398 amino acids. Gene Ontology annotation, molecular function: lipid binding. Gene Ontology annotation, biological process: mitochondrion organization; phospholipid transport.
AUCAGCACUACCUAGGUACGAUCCACACCAUGGAGUGAACACUCUGCCCUCCGAACCCGCUUCCAAUGUCUGUUGACAUCAAUUGGAACGAGCUCACGGGCGGGCCGGAUGGUGAAGCACUGGCCGAAACAAUCAGAGAGUUCAUUCAUCAGCGCUUUCAGUCCAUCGCGCUGCCGAAGCUGAUACGUUCGGUCACCGUCCAUGGGUUUGAGUUUGGCAACAUACCUCCCGAGAUUGUCCUCAAGGAUAUUGGCGAUCCCCUUCCCGACUUCUACGAGACAGACGACGACGACGACGACAACGAUGAUGAUAAUGAUUCUGUACAGGACCCAAACGAAGCUCAUACCGUGGCAGAUCCCGAAACACGCCAUGCGCAGCCGCGACAUGUGCGAGGUACAGACGGCUCACGUCGUCAAUCGGAGCUAGAUAUCCUUGAUCACUCGGCAAUCAGCGGGCUCACUCGAGGAACGACUCCAGGCAUACUGGGCGCUACUUCCAAUCUGGGCUACUUCCAUCUCCCUCUGUCUGCUGGGCUACCAGGGACCCAGACUCCUCUGGCUGCUGUAGCUGGUGCACACUUCUCAAACACUCAGGCUACUGCUGCAGCAAAGCCUCAGCAUCGCCAUGCUGAUUCCUUCAGUUCCGACCCUCCUUCCACAGCCACGCGGAUGUCGUCGCAAGAUCUUUCAUCAUACCUCGACAAGCCCCCCAGCCCAGCCAUGUUGGACGAGCUGGACGAGACCACGCCCUUACCCAGACACGACCAUCCCGAAAGGAGCCCGGAGGAUACCCAGAUCGUCUUUCACGCAACUUACGCGGGCGACAUUAAGCUGUCGCUAACUGCCGACGUUUUCUUAGACUAUCCCAUGCCAAGCUUCGUAGGCAUUCCCCUGAAGCUGAAGAUCACUGGCCUCACGUUCAACGGAGUGGGUAUUCUCGCCUACAUCAAGAAAAGAGCCCAUCUGUGCUUUUUGAGCCCCGAAGAUGCAGAAGCUCUUGUCGGGAAGGAGCCCGCUCUAGAUCCUCUCGACGACGAGAAGCACACUGACAACCGACAGUCACCAUCGGGACACGAGGUAAAGUCAGGGGGAGUGGGCGCAUUACUCGAAGACAUAAGGAUCGAAAGCGAAAUGGGCGAGACGGAAAGUGGAAAACAAGUGCUCAAGAAUGUGGGUAAGAUUGAAAAGUUUAUCCUCGAACAGGUCCAACGCAUCCUCGAGGACGAAUUCGUCUACCCUAGCUUCUGGACUUUUCUUGUUUGAGCACCGAGGUCCUACUCUGGCCUGGAAUAGUCGGUAUGCGAGUACUGUACUGUACAGCUGCGCAGUUCAACAAAUCCUUCACCUUGGGACGUGGCUGAUGCAUUAUUAAUCGGCUGUGCGACCCGCAUUCAAGGAAUACGUGUCUGGACGGCGGCCGCCUUUUGCAUGCAUUCACGCGAAAACGUACAGGGAGCCUUGCUUUUGCUGUGUUUUUUUUUGUUUUGUGGACCGUAACACCUAAAAAAACAGCCUUGCAGUUGCAGAAUCACGCACCACCUUUCGGCCCGCAGCUGUCAAAUCUGCCGUACCACGUUUGCAGCUCUCUCAACUGCUGCCGCUAGUUUGUCUUGUGAGACCUUUCUCUCAUGCGCGCUGCCGCUGUCAAACAUUGGUCACAACGUUCGUUGUGUUGCUGCUGCUGCUGCUGCUGCUACCAGCUUCACAAUGGCGUGACACUUUGCGGAAUGUAAUUCGACUGCGGGAACUUGUGAAGACCUAGCAAUCGUUUGCGGCCGGGCGAUUCGGAUCUCCUUGUGUGCAUGUACUAGACGGAUGUAGGAGAUCGCCACGACCUUCGAAAUAUGCUACCUCCUACAAAUUCUGUGGUGUUCGUACGAUCGCAAACUCUACAACAGUGUAUUUUGUCCAGUAUCGUACCCAAUCGAGCUUUCCGCAACGAUGGCAACGGGCUGGAUCGGGCAAGGAACUCCUGAGCACACAAUGCACAUUCGAGAGGAAUGGCAAAGCUUGUACCUCAUUACCAGGUAGUGCUGGCUUAAGUUUUACAGUACUCUGGCUUCCACUUCCCUGCGAAGCUUGGUAUUCAUCUUUAGGUACAGAAGAAAGUCGAACCUAUCGUCACGCUUGAGCUAGACAACGACACCGUAUAUGACUUGAACGGGAAUCGUGCCAUGUACUCACUGUGCGAUGACUCGUCUUCUGGAGACACCGGAGAUUGAGUGAGAGCACUGCUCGCUGGGGCAGACUCUCUAUCCAAGCAUGGGGCCUGGUAUGCCGAUGCAUCGGCCCUAGAGAGUUUAUUGAGUAGGUGUGCGUGCCGGGUCAUGUGCUCGUUCUAUCACAUACGAGACAGAGUAACCUCAAGCCAGAAGUGAUGAUCAGAAGCAGCGGAAGUGCAAGUCCAACACGUGCAUUUCCAACUCACUUCGACUUCAGUAGCUUCUUGCCAUGCUCGCGAACGAUGCCGUCGAGAAGCUGCCGUAUUUGCUUACAGCCAUCUAGCCCGACUGACAGCAUCGCCUGCAAUCUCGCCAUCUGGACUCUCGUCUCCAUAAUCAGCACAUUCACCAUGUCUUCACCUCCACUCGUGCCGACAGUCAUGAAUGGCAGUUCCUGCUCUUCCAACCCAUUCAGAUCCAACAAUGGAUCCGCUUCUUCCUCGUUCGAUGCAUACGAUGCAGUAGAGCCGACGGUGCAGGCGGCAACGUAGUCCUUCAUCGGGACACCAGCAUCAAUCAAUGCCAGUGUUGCAGCAUUCAAGCAGGCAGCCAGCAGAGCUCCGUCCUGCGACAGCACGUGAAGGACAAUGCUGAUGGUCGACUGCGGAUAGAGGGAGGUAAAGACGGUGCUCGCGAAAGCAGACGAGAUGGUGUACUGCAUUUCUUGCGUUCGCUUGUCUGACCGCGACCUUUUUUUCCGAUCCAUGCCGCUGAAGCCAGCAAUGCCAAUCUCUACCUCGAUGCUCGCCUCCUUCGUCUGAUCACGUCCACCGCCACCGCCCGACCUCGUCUGUUGCCUGGGACCGACGACGGUGCAGAUGACUUUGGUGUUUCCCAUCUCGAAAUAGCUGCUGCCAUCAGCAGCCGCCUGGGUGGACAUCUGACCCGAGAUGCACCGCAAUUCGUUCCAUCGCCGCCCGUCGACACGCAGAUGCGCGAGCGCGUACGUAGAGCUGUC